UUGAUGACAUCACUCACAUCAAACCUCUAUUGUACAACUGCAGAGGACUUCCAUCCCUCUCAGUUGCUAUCUCAUUUUGCACAUAGAACAACGGUGAUGGUUUGGAGAUUUAAACAAUAAUUUUCAAUCGACAUUGGUGGUAUGCGAUAUUGAGCAUGGAUGGUUGAAUUGUUUUGCAAUGGCUAGCUGAUGAAGACAUGAGCAUAGAUGGCUGGUGUAGACAAGAGAUGGCUGAUAAAGAUGAGAAGAUGGAUGGAUAGUGAAGGCGAGAGCGUGGAUGACUGACGAGGGCGGCAGCGUGGCAGGAGAAGAGACAGGAGGGAACUCUCUUGCUUAUAUGUGUGAGUGUGAGAUUGCAAGAGCUAACGGGUCAAGAGACGGACUUACUGCAGCAUUGGAGUUAGCAGAAGAAGCUUUGUCAGUUGCUCAGUCUUCACUGACAUCAGACAGCAGUUACAUUGGCUAUUACAAAAAUCAUGUUGCCAGUUGCCAUGCUGAAUUGGGUAACCAUGAAAAAACCAUUCAACUACUAGAAGAAUGCAUUAAGAUUGAAGAAAAGCUUCCUGAUUCACAAAGAGCUCUUUGUACUACAAUGCAGCAUAUGGGAGUAGAAUAUACUCGUGUGUCCAAUUUCAGUAAAGCCAUUGAGUGGAUUAAGAAGUCAUUGGAUCUACAGCAACAACAGAACCCUCCACAUCAUUUGAAUAUCGCUGAUGGAUUUUUGUCUCUUGGUGAUGUUUACCGGCGGAUGGACAAUUAUGUUGAAGCUCUGCCGCAUUUUAAGAAGUCUGUCGACAUUCGAGAACAGGAGCAGCUGAUGUCCAAUAUUUCAACUGGUCAGGCUUAUUAUGAUCUUGGAGCUUGUCACGUUCAGUUGCUACGUGCAGGCCAUCCUAAAGGUCCAGGCACUCAUUCUCGUAUCGCAGCAACGUCUUCAAAGAUGGAGCAAGCAGAACAAGCUCGAGAUGCAUUUACUAAAUGCAUUGUAGUACUUUCAUCGCGUCAAGAUCAUUAUCAAUAUACGCUUAAAGGUUUGGAGGGUCUUGGUGGGCUGUGUGGGAUAUCAGUUGAUCAUAAGAGUUUUAAAGACUUGGACAAAGCUGAUAAGCUAAGAUUGGUGGCCAGGAAAGUAUAUGCUUGUAGAGAUUACGCCAGAGCUGAACAGUUACUCCAAGUAGAAAAAGUGGUCCGGCAUUCAAAGACAGCGUCGUCACAGUCAACAGCUAUUGUGCUGCACGACAUCGGUUUGUGUGAGAUGCGUCUGUCAAAGUUGGACAGAGCUGAGAAGACUUUCACUGAGACACUGAAAAUUAUGCAAUCGCUAAGACCACAAGAGCUUGAAGAUCUACAGAUGCUAUACAUCAAGAAUCUAGUUGGACUAGUUCGGUUUCUGAAAUGUUAUCAACAAUCCCUACACUGAAGAUACAGCAUGAGAUGACUAUGGCUGCAGUCAUGCGUAUCUCUGUUGUUGUUGGACUCACUGCAUUUAUCGAUUCAGGCAUAGACUACAGCUAGCUUGCACAAUGAUCGAGGCUGUCUUUGCUGUUUUGCUGUAAUUUGUGGCACACCAUGCAGCUGCAGCUUUGCGUUCUGUUUUAGCCAAUAUGAUUUUGUAGACAGUAAACGUAAUUGAUUUUGAAUGUAUGCAGCAGAUUAACCACUUAAUGUAUUGUUAUUGCUGCUGAUUUGUGGAUGACAUG
Corticium candelabrum is the source of this 1700-nucleotide messenger RNA. RefSeq lists its product as uncharacterized. NCBI's taxonomy places the organism in Eukaryota, Metazoa, Porifera, Homoscleromorpha, Homosclerophorida, Plakinidae. The transcript has 11 exons. Gene Ontology annotation, molecular function: protein binding. Bases 278 to 1420 code for a protein of 380 amino acids. The record is from RefSeq and is a predicted model, not a curated record.